Molecule: messenger RNA, 13850 nt
Organism: Podarcis lilfordi (Lilford's wall lizard)
Lineage: Eukaryota; Metazoa; Chordata; Lepidosauria; Squamata; Lacertidae
Source: the annotation of a GenBank genome assembly
AUGCUGCCUAUUUGCAGUGCUCGUUUGAACCUUCUCCUUUCCUCCCAGAACCUUCAGCAUCAUUUGCCCACCCUGCAAUUUAAUUUUGACUGUGGAUUUGGUUUUAUGAGCAUCUGUAACUUUAUCACAUGUGGUGUCAUGACAUCAAUAACAUCAUGUGAGAUCACAAGAGCCAACAUCAGAGUCCUGGUGAGUCAGAGGACCAUGAAACCAAAGGAAUAAAGAGGAAAUGGUACCAAGAAGAACAGGAUUUGAGGGCAGUGCUAAGCCAUCACUUGCCCAUGUGGGCAUAUAGGGAUGAAAUAAGUGCUGUAUAUAAAACAGGCAUGAAGACUCUUUGGCCCUCCAGAUGUUGCUGAGCUGUCAUGGACUGGCCAGAUGCAAAGGACUGGUGGGAGGCACCAGCUGGAGAACCCCCAAGGGAACCUCCAGAGGAAGAAGGCUCAGAGCCAAGGGAUUGGUGGUGGGAAGACGAUGAGUGGUCAGAGGAAGAAGACUGGGAGAAGACUGGGAGGAGGAUGUAUCGGCAGCAGAAGAGGCAACAGGGCUUAGUGAGCAGGAAUGAACUGGGGCAGAGAGCAGUCCUGAUUCAGAGGCUGGAGAGGAGGUGGGGCAGGAGACAGAGUUGAAACAGGCUGCUGAAGAAUCCAAGGAGUCUCCCCUUCCUGGUGUGACCAGCUCCCCUCCCCUCCUGGUCUACCAGAACCCAAAGAGGUAUGAAGAGAGCAGAGCAAAGAGAGACAAGACAAAGGAGCCUCAGGUUGCUGGGGGAGGAGGAAUCUUAGAGAGUGGUGGGAAGGCAGAGACCUUCAGUCCUCACAACUGCCUCACUGGGGCAAGACCUACUGAGAACAGUUGCUGCACUAGGCCUGCACUGUUUUGGGUUCUUUGAAUAAAGAGUUAACUUCACUAACACCAAGUGUUUUGUUGCUGACCUGCUCCGGAAUGCAGCUCCGGACAACUACAACUUCCAUCAUCCCUAGUCAUUGGGCCAAGCUUUCUGGGAGUUGUAGUUCAGCAGCUGGAGAGUCAAAGGUUCCUCACACCCGAUCUCAAGAAAAACAUCUCAAGAUUCUUAAGCUCUGACCAAGCAAUUCUCCCUUUACAGAUGGGUACUGACUUUUGUCUUAUAAAACCUGAAGGCAAGAGAUCCUGUUCUGGUCCUUCCUGCCCCAUUGCCCCCCCCCCCCCCGCUGCCGUGCUAAGAGCAGCCGUGAGUGGGUUGUUUACAUUAGGACCAUGGGCAUAGCUGUCAACCUUUCCUUUUUCUUGCAAGGAAUCCUAUUCGGAAUAAGGGAAUUUCCCUUAAAAAAAGGAAAACAUUGACAGCUAUGACCAUGGGAAGAACCCCUUUCCCCACAAAAAUCACACCCCAGUCUUCUAAGCAGUCUCACUGGGAUCGCCUGUGCUAUGUAUCAGUUUCGGUUAGGCUAUCAGAAGGGAAAGAACUGCAGUUUGAACAGGGGAUUAUCAACGCUACUCUAAAUAUAAAAGGAUAACGACCUUGUUAAGCUUCCAGCUUCCAGUGCCUGUUACCUAACCCUUGCAUAAUGUUCUAAUCUCACAUGUCCCAUUUUGUUUUUUUAUGGGCACAACUGUCUCUGUAGGCUGUGAACAAGGACAGUGGGCUUUGAAGGACUGUGGCUGUAAGUAGUGGGGUUGUUCCUACCCAAUUUUACAGCCAUUUUACAGGGGUUUCGUUCUACAAAAAUCCCACUGACGGUCACAGAAUGUGCACCCGAAUGUGGCAGGGAAAGCGGUAGCUCUUUCUGGGAUUGUCCUUUAUACACACAUUCUACGAUAUAUUGCAUCCAGUUGCAAGAUGGUGCAUAUUCCAUGAUGCUGCAGUCCUACUGGUGCAAGGUGCAAAUAUUUCGCCAUCCUGGGAAGCUAGUAAAGGAAAGUUGAUACCUUCUUUCUCUUGCAUGAAGAAUUCUCCAACAUAGACGCCUCCUCUCUGCAUAUCUCCCAGCCCCCUGUAUAUGGAUUGGAUCAUCCCUCGAGUUUUUAGCCCUCAAGGAUGUAACAAUAAGCUUGGAAGUCUAUGGGCAAUACUUGAUGGAAGAUCAGGAUUCCAUUCGGAUGGCAUGAAAGCCUUCUGAGCAUAUGGACAUGUUGUUGCCACCUUGUGGUCAAAAGGCAGAAUUUGGAGUUUCUGUCAGAAUUCUGUAGUGCUGUGGGCUUAUCCACACUUCUCUCCUGCUGCUUCCCCCUACCUCCUGGGGAAAACCAUUGCCUUUUUUUUUUAAUGUAUCACUAAAGAGUGGGUUUUCCCUUGGAAAGGAGCGGGGCAAGGAGAAGACUGCUUGACCCUGUGCUUUUUAGGCAGAAGUGUGGACAAGCCCUGUGCCCAAAAAUUAUCAUGUCUUUCUCUCUCCUCGUCAUUCUCCAUCAGGCUAGGGAUGAUGGGAGCUGUAGUCUAAAAACAUCUGGAAGGCGCCAGAUUGGGGGAGGAACAGCCUCUUACCUGAAGGUUCCUGGAAUGGAAGCCCCAGAAGAGGUCUCAGAGCACAGAAGGGAUUGUUAUCUUCAUGAAACCACAGCUGUAGAAAGUCUCUGAACAAAGAACAUUGAAUCAGAUAUAAAGAUCUGGCACUCAAGAAUGUGCUUCAGGCCCUGCACACAUUCUGCUCUUCCUCCUUUCUGUGUUUGCAAUAACCAUAGUUUGCCUCAGGCUCCCAACCAUCGUUUCAAAUCAUGCUCCGAGAUUGAGAAAAAAAAUGUAUAAGACUGAGCUGCUUGUUUGUUUGUUUGUUACAGGAAUAAGGUCCUCUUGGAUAGGCAUACAUCGUACUAGGAAUUAUUGUACUUCAAAUGACUCCAUUUUCUUUUCCUAAUGUUUCUGUGAUUGUCUGCAUCUUUUUUUUCAUUUUGGCACAUCUGGGUGUUUAUAUAGGAUGCUUUGAUGCCAUUGUACCACAUGCCAUUGGAUGUCAUGUUAGUAUACAAGUCUAAUAUAGUUUGAUAGUCUAUUUUCAAGGGUUGAGUUUUUUCUCUUUUUUUGGUCACUUAGUGCAUAUGUAUCUUCAACUUCAAAGGAUGUACUGUUGCAUGCUUUCUGGCCCAGUGAGAUCACCCUCAUCUCCUUAAAUGUAAUUAUAUAAAAGACAGACUUAUAUAGUGCACUUGUAUAAAUACCGAAAAAUCCCCAGUAAUGUCCUUCAUGAAUUUGGCUCAACCUCCUAUUUAGCCAGGCAUGUUAAUAGCCUUGUAAGCACUAAAUAUUUAUUUAUUUUUACAGAUUACUGUACUGAAAAUAUGUAGUUAUAAUUUGAAUAUGCAGUUGUGAGAUUCUGGAGAACUAAUUUGUUUCAAUGCCUUUGUCCAGAACCAGGUUUAUCAGACUAAUGAAAGAGGACCAGGAAGGUUUGGAAGGCUAUAUAAAAUGGGUGACAUCCAGCAUAGCAUAGGUAAGGAUCCACUUGUGCAAUGCAGUUUUGGCUUCAUCUCCCCGCCCCCCCCAAGCCCUCUCACACCCGCAGAGUUGCUAAUGAUGGUUGGGGGGCCUCUAAUUUUGAGGUUGAGGGGUUGUUGCAGGGAGAGCAGAAAUCCCAUUGCACAAGUAGGUGGACAGCAUUGGGAGUCACCCUAUGUAUCAAUAAACUUGGUUGACAUGAUACAGCUUAACGAUCCUUGCAGAAAACUGUAAUUAUUCUCCAGGAAAGGCGCAAGAAAUUGUUCAGCACCGUUUCCCAUGUUUACCUAUAUCUAUAGGGACAGACUUAAUAGAACCUCAAAGAUGUUCUAUUGUGGAUAAACCCUCAAAGAGACUUUUUCAUUAUAGUGAAUUGAGCGGAACCAUAGUGGAACCCAAAUUAUUCAUUUGUGUUUGUUUUUUUACACCAAGAGGUGGCUUCCUUUUUUACAUAUCAAGAAGUGCUAUUUGUUUUUGUCCAUACUUUGAAUUGUCCAGUCCUGCACUAGUGCUCAGUGACAAAUGAAUUCCUUCCCCAUCUAACCCCUGCCCUUUUCUGUUUUGGAAUUUAUUCAUUUUCAGCAAAUUUUUGUUUGUUUUUGUCAUGAUGCUGGAUAAUGAUGUAGUUGUUGCAAGCGCUGGGGUGCAACUCAGCUUGUAUUGAAGACUGGUGGGGCUGAAUGGGGAGAAAGCAUAUAGAGAAAUGAACCUCCAGGCGUCCUAGACUGUCCCUAUAACCUCUGUUAACGUUCCCCAGGGAUGGGCUUUGGUACCACAGCAGGCUGAACAAGAUUAAAAUUUGGUGCCCCUCCCUAAAAUUUCUUAUUUUCACAAUAAUUCCUUUUAGUACAGUUGCUUUUCAUGAAUUUCAGUAGAUACACAUAUAAAAAUAGGUUUUAUAAUAAUAAUUUUGUGCUCUCUUAGCUUGGCACCCUGUGGGGGGGGUUUGCCUGCACGGCCCUAAAUCUGCUGCUGCCUUCUCUCAGGUGUUAGACUGAUACUUUCAGGGGGGGGGGUCAUCACACUUCUUUUUUUCCUGUGGUUUCUAGGCCCAGGUUAAUGAUUUCUAGCCAUAGGUCCAAGUGGGGUUUUGUUUUUUGUCCUGAUCCUUUCCCUGGGAAAACCCACUGUUUACCGCUGAACUGGAACAAACAUCAAUCAGGUUCUGAGUCUAAAGGGUUGUGACACAGAAAAUUAAGCUAGCUUGUUUUCUCCUGCUCCAGGGGGUAGGACCCAAACCGAUGGGUUCAAAUUAAAAGGAAGGAUAUUCUGACUAAACAUCAGGAAGUGGAAUGUUAGACAGUGGAAUGGAUUCCUUUGGAAGGUAGUCAACUCUCCCCUUUUUAAGCAAAAGUUGGAUGGUGAUCUGUCAUGGAUGCUUUAGGUAAAAUUCCUGUAUUGCAGAGGGUUGGGCUAGAUCCUCACGGUCUCUUCCAGCUCUACAAUUCUGUGAUUUUAUGUGGCACAAAUGGAAUGAAGGGUGUGCUGAUCUCAUUUCCUAUUCCACCCUCCUUCAUCAUCCCCUUGGGUUGAGGAAAUAUCUUUGUUUGUGUCUCCUGCCGAGAACAACAGGCAUCCUCUUUAGAUAGAACUAGGAUCCUCUUUAUCACACUUGUAUUUCCUUUAAUAAAUUCAGCUUUCUUAUUUUCCAAACGGAGAGUCUAAGUGAGAUUGCAUCUAUAAAUAAAGUGUGCUCCUCCAGCAGAGAUUCAGUGUUCAGUUCAGGCUUCUGCUGAUGCAUCCAAAUUCCAUCAGUAACAGCAUCCUGUUUUGUUGUGUAACAUCUUACUAGUUUGGGUGCCUAUUUUAUGUCUCGUUCGAGUGAAAUUAGACAUUUGUUCUGUCAACCCAUCAAGGCGGCAUCCCUAUGACUUUCCAGAGCUCCCCCAACACACGUGUUUUAUUUUGGAAAGGGGAGCUAAGUGUGAAAAUUUUACACAAAAGCAGCAGGCCCUCUGUGCUAUGAGGAACCUUGGUCAAAUGGAAUUCCCAAAAGUGUAGAGAGCAGAGGCUAGGAGGCAAAGUUGGCUGGUGCAGUAGGCUGGUGGAUGUGGCUUCACUACCCACUCCAUGUGAACAUGUGAAGAAGGUUCCUCCAGAAAUGAGAGAAACCUAAAGCAAAACUAUAUGGUAUCUGUGCUGAAUGGAAACAUCCUUCCUGGUCUUCUGAAUCAUUUAGUUCAUUCAGCAUAGCUUUUGAACACAAAAUCAGCUGCCAUCAAACAUUUUGAAAAGAAAUGAAUCUGUCAUUAAUAAGGAUGAAUUUCAUAGAAUAGUAGAGUUGAAAGGGACCCCAAGGGUCAUCUAUAGUCUAAUCCCCUGCAAUGCAGGAAUCUCAACUAGAUCAUCCAUGACAGAUGGCCAGCCAACCUCUGCUUAAAAAACUCCAAGACAUGCCAUGCCAUCUAGACUGUGUCACCUAUAAUGGACCGCAGUGUGGACCGCUGAGGAGAAUGUGUGGAAGGAAACAGCAAUGCAUUGGAACUGUGGUGAUCAACAGGGCUGAAUCAAGCACCCCAGGUGGAUGUACUGUCUAAGAAAGGUCUGCAGGUGGUCAUAACAUAAAGGCAAGGGUAGAGUCCACAGCAAAGAACACUGUCACUCACACCAAAGGGCGGGAAUAAUCCAUAGGAAACUACAGUGUUGCUUUACUUACUGCUUAUCUGUUUUUAAUGCUUAUCACUUCUUUCCAAUCAUAUACUGCAACAAUGACAUGUGAGAGAUCUGUAACUGUUUGCUGUUGUUUUUUAUUGUACGGCAAUUCGCAAAAUAAAAAAGGCGGCAAUUGCUCAGUGAAUGGAAAAGGGAGCAAUGUAUUUUAAACUGAUAUACUGGAGCAGUGAUUUAACCCAGAAUUUCAAGAGUUUAUAUAGAUCAGAAAUAGGAAACCUGCCCCGCCUCCAUCCCCCAAAUAUUGUUGAAACUUUGUCAGACCAAUGGUAAGGGAUGGUGGCUGAAAACGGUAUCCCUGUGUCUGCCUCCACCCAUUAGUAAAAUCUCGUUCAGCAUAUCACAGGGUGGAAGUUGUAGUUCAACAACAUCUGGAGACAUAGUCUGAUCUAGAUGGUAUAGCCUGCUGGCCCCAUCUGCCAUUUAUUCUUUGUGGAACAUGCUGCUCAAAGACAUGAGUGAGAUACCCAGUCCACACAAAACAGAUGUUUUGGCAUUUACUCACUUUCAGCCAUCUUAAAAAUGCUGUUUCUUUUUGCGACUCAGCUGAUAUUAAAGAAGGGUAGGGCGAGGAGAUUCUCUGUCUGAAACUCUGGAGAGCUGCUAGGCAAUCCUGAGCUAGAUGCACCAAUGGUCUGCUUUGGUAUAAGGCACCUUCCUGUGUUCCAUUCAUAUUGCCCACUGUGCAUUCAAAGAGUGUGUGUGUGUGUGUGUGUGUGUGUGUGUGAUAAAGCUAUGUGGGGUAAUCUUGCCCUCACUGCCAAUGCAUUCAACGGCCAUGCCCCCUUGCCAUCUGUGUGUCUGGAUUCUCUGGAAAGCAUGACGUACACACAUUGAACCAUUAUCCCCUCUCUAUGUAGGAGAUCUCUACGUGCACCAAACAUAAAAGCUUGUAGAUCCCUUUCUCAUGUGCACCAAACACAUGGAUGGGGGGAAGGCUUGAUAUGUGGCCUUGUGAUACACAGCCACACCCAUUAAGAUAUGUGUGCUCCCAACCUCUGCAUAACAAGGUGAGGAAACACUGGCUGGUGACAUCAGGACACAGGCUAAGGGACUUGACACAGGUCUGCCAUUUUUGCAACGGACAGUUCUAUUCCACCCAGUGGCAUUUCUGUGGUUCAUCGUUUUUUCUUUUUCAGACUCUAUGGACACUCUGAAGCAGUAGUACACAGAGAGAAAUCAUCCUUUAUCAAAUAAAAAAAAUCAAUGCAAAUAAAUUGCCAUCGUAUAACUUUCUUUUUUUUAAAAAAAGUCACAAAAUAUUGCAGGCAUGGGGAAGAUGCAGGAAAUAGCAUGGUUCAUCGACAAAGCCAUCAGCAACUACAUUUGACAUGAUGAUGGCAAUAGCAACAACUGUUUUUUUCUCAAAAUUAAAUGUUAUUUCUUGGAGACAAAAUAUUGCAGUGUGAUUGUUUAGAAAAUGUGGUAUCCUUGCAGUAGAACUACCAGAUAUCCGACUCCCAACAACAAAUGAGUAACAAUAGUGCAUUUCUUGUGUGAAAAACCAAUUGCCUAUGAAGUCUCCAAGAACAAAAGGUUGAUCGUUUAUACAAGAAAUAAUCACUGAAGAGGAAAAGAGAGUAUCUUAAUGUCACCAGUUAGGACAUGCCCUUAUGUGUUAAAGCUUUUCUGUAUUGCUUUUGUAUGAACUGAUAUAUUCACAUUUUUUGAAUGCCCUGGGGGGGAUUUCAGUGUAAGAUGCUUUCAGUUAAGCUUGUAUUCUCUUUGCAGCAGACCAGCCCCUUAUUAAUAUUAUUGCCAGAAUAAAUUAAGGGCUAUACAUGCUACAAACUUAUCUUUCUUUCCUUCUUUAGGAUGGGUUUAUCGACUUCUUGGAAUUUAUAGCUGCAAUAAAUCUGGUUAUACGAGGAAAAAUUGACCAAAAAUUGAAAUGGUAUUUUAAACUCUAUGACGCUGAUGGGAAUGGAACUAUUGACAAAAGAGAACUCUUAAGCAUAUUCACGGUAAGGGAAUGGUAUAUGUUAGCAUAUAUUUGCCAUGAAGCGUUUUAUGGGAAAUCAAUUAUUUAAACCUAUUGAUGUUUUGGCUGUAGCUCACUGCCUGUUUCAGUCAUUAUCUGGCUAGACGGUCACUCACGGCUUCUCUUUUGUUCCAGAAAUCAAUGGGAAAGGGGAACAUGGGCCUGCAAUGAGAUCUCCCUGUCCCCACUGUGGUGAAAGAGAGGGAAUUACACAAGGCUGGUGCCAGCACCAGGCAUCCUUAUGUAGCUGUCAGGGCCCACUGCUGAUACCCACACUAGGAGCCUCUGAAUCAUAGCUGUCAACUUUUCCCUUUUCUUGCGAGGAAUCCUAUUUGGAAUAAGGGAAUUUCCCUUUAAAAAAGGAAACGUUGACAGCUAUGCUCUGAACAAAGGUUCUGAACUGGCACUCUCAGCAGCUCCAUGUGGUUGGAUUUAGUUUCCCACAAUGUCCCUUCCCUAGCAUGGCUCUUUAUCAGCCUUCCCCAACCUGGAGCCUACAACUCCCAUCAGCCCCAGCCAGAACUGGGGCAAUGUGAAAAUGUCCUAAGAAAGUACAUUAAGUUGAAAAAAGAGCUCCCUUCCACUUUUGAAAUAUGCUCGGAGUCGAGAGUGGAUUUCAUGCUCUUUAUUCAGCUCAUAGUGGUGAGGAGGAAUGGAAGUUCCCCCACAAUAUCUGCUUUAUAUACAUUAUUUACACAAUGGGCUGCACGUGAUUGGCUAAUCCCGGGAUUCUCCUGUAAGCCAAUCAGGUUGUGGAUUCACUUCCACCUGGAGCUGGAUUGGGUGGCUCCUGUGGACCAAUCAUACAGCUGCAUUGUUCUAGGACUAAUCAGACUGCUGCGUUUUGGAUCCUAUUGUCCUAGGACCAAUCAGACUGCUGCGUUUUGGAUCCUAUUCAACUCAGUACAUAACAACUUUUCCCUUCCAUAAAUUCUGACAAGUACAUCAAGAUUAGAGCGUAAAAUGAGCCGCUGGAUCAAGCCAAUGACUCAUCUUGUUCAGCAUCCUGUUCUCACAGUGGCCGGCCACAUGUUUGUGGGAAGUCUACGAGCUGGACAAGAGCAGCGUUUGAAACUCCCAUUGCUCUAUUAUUAUUUUUUUAAGAAUAUUUUUUUAUUAACCGACCAAUCACAUCAAAUCAAACCAAAUUACAUAAAUUCCAAAUUACAGAGCCGAAUUUUAAAUUUUUGUUGGGGGUACCCAUAUUUCAAGUUCCGAAGGGAUCCAAUCAACUUCUUGCUUCUUACUGCUGUUUUAAUGUCCACAAAUCUAACCUUAUGAUGUUCACAGUACUAUCCAGUCCUUUCUUAUUAUUUUUCCACAUCUCUUGUUGUUAUUUUCAUAUAUUUUUCCUUUCUCUUUGUGACCUCUGAUAGUCUCCGCAAGCUGGUUAGAACAGUUUGUAAUCCUGCGUGGAUAUUAUUUUUUUUAUCCAGUAGCCAUAUCCAGACGUUUUCCAUAUAACAUCACUUCCAUACAUCAAAACAGUCUUAGCAUCAUUAAUCUUCACCGAUCUGCCUCCUUUCUCAAAACCUCUGAGGAGAUUCACUAGGAAUGCAGUCUGAAAACAAAUCCAUUCUUCCUCCCGGCUGUAAAUCCUUUGGCAAGAUGGCGACUCUGAAUUGCUGUGCCAUUCCCAAAAGCUCUUAUUGCUUCUCGGUCUCCAUAAAGCAUACUUUUGGUUAAAGUUUAUCUCCACACAGACCUUAAUCAUCCUGCUUGGGUCAGUUCAACCGACGGUUCUAAUGAGGAGGGGUUCUUGUAAAUCACAUAGAAGGAAAGUAAAAAGGGUCGUCCCCCCCCAUUCAGCCCCAUUGUCAACAUACCCCGCCUUUGGUGUAUCUUCAUCGUAAAAUAUUCCUGUUUCUCCAGCCCGUCGUCUUCUUUCGCAGAGGUCACUUAAAUUAGCAGACUUCACUCCCCUUCUUCACUUGAAAUAUGUGCAUUUGCUUCUUUUGUAAUUAAUUAUUCCAAAUUGCUGCAACUAGUGCGCGAUCAGAGACAGCGUCCAGGAGAGCCGAUGUCCACACGGGGGCAUUCUGCCUAGGGCCCUCACCCCCUUCUUUCGAAUUAGAGGGUGAUUUAUGGGCACAGCAGGCAAGGGCAGUGUUCCCCAUUUCCUUGGGGCAACAAGGGAGGCUGCCUACUCCCAUAACAGCCUCUUAAUUACCCCGUGUGGGUUGGAGAGAUGGUAUUGUUGGCCAUCUUCCAAUGCGCGCCCUAGUGGCCCCCGAAACUCCCAUUGUUCUAGGAGCAUUUUGCAACAGGGAAUUUCAUUAGUGAGAGCAGUUUCUGAGCUCUGGGCGCAGUACUGCACCUAAGAUUUCAGAAUAAAACUGCAAAGAGGAAGGAAAGGAGGGCCUUUUUUCUGCCUCCCCACUACUCUCUGAAGACUGGAGAAGAGACCCUCUUAAGAAUAUUAGGGGGUGGGCAGGACAAGGACUAGACCAUGUGAAAAAUGAACAUAACACUUUAGCUGCAGUUCACUCAUGUUCAGCUUUGUAUUCUUGUUAUAAAAAAGUGUGCCUAGACAUUCUGUUGUUGCCCCCAUAACCUAGGUUUAAGGUGCCAUUUAGCUCCUAGCUUUCAUAUCUCGGUUUCUAACACUAAUGAGCACAACAGUAGCAAAGAUAGAUAAUAGUCAGUAUGACUCGUAGCGUAAAGCCUGUUUUCCUGUGCAAUGUGAAAAAUACCUAUACAUUUUUAUGAUGCCAAGGAUUACGUUUGUGGGUGUGGGUGUAACAUAUGCAGUGCUUUUUUCUGGGGGGACGCAGGGGUACGCAUACCCCUAAACAUUUUGUGAAUCUAAGUCUGGCCUCAUUGAGGGGCAAUAUUUCAAUAUGUGUAGGAAAAUGAGAGUACCCCUAAACAUUUUUUUAAGAAAAAAGCACUAUGUAUGUAUGUAUGUAUGUAUGUAUGUAUGUAUAUGAUGAGAAAAAUUGCUUAAGCUUCCACACCAUGUACAUACAUAUACAAUAAUCUUUACUUUAAAUGAGAUGGAAUAUUCUAAAAGAACAGAUUCUCCAGGGCAGGAUAAAAAUGUAGCUGGGUUUAAGAAUAAUCACGUGUCCCGACAGGAUCUUCAAUGAUAUGCUAAUUGGAUCUAUAAUCCUUUAGGUUCUGUUAUAUUAAUUUAAUUUACAAUCCUCAUUACUGAAGAUUUCCUGGAGAUUAUGCCUGCUCCUGCCACCCACCCCUGUCUCAGAUGCUGAGCGAACCAGCAGCCAUAAAUUCUAUUUGCAUUAUGACAUGCUGACAUGUUUGCAUUUUUUCCAUCCCUUCAGGCCAUUCAAGCGAUCAACGGCAACCAAGAAUUGACUCCAGAAGAAUUCACAAACAUGGUAUUCCAGAAGAUAGAUGUUAACAAUGAUGGUAAGAUUAUAAAAAUUUUCAAGCGUGGGUCCAGUUUGACAGUUGGUUGGGCAGCCAACCUGUCAAUCACUUGGCGUCAUGACGAAAGCAGCUGACCACUUCAAAGGGACUUGCUCUCAGCAGGUGUGGUAUGGAUUCAAACCAUGGCUUCAAACUUACAUUUUUUCUUUGCUGGUCAGCAGGGAAAAACAUGUGCAUUUGAAAGCAGCAUUUGAAUGCAAGCUACACCCGCAAUGAGACUCCAACAGGACUUGCUAACAGGGCCAAUGGUGUUGAGCCCCAUCACAUCAGUUCUAAAUAUGGGAUUUCCUAGUGCUGCCCAUGUCAACAAUGUCUUUAACUGCCCCACACUUUACGUACGUCAGGCAUGGGCAUGAUUUGGGGGAAACAGUGUUGCAGGUCUAUUCAGGGUCCUUUAUUUUAUUUUAUUUUACACAUUUCUAACCCAUCUUUCCUCCAAAGAACAUGGGCUGGAAUACAUGGAAACCCCAUUUUAGCCUCACUUUAAAAAGGUAAAGGGACCCCUGACCAUUAGGUCUAGUCGUGGCCGACUCUGGGGUUGCAGCACUCAUCUUGCUUUAUUGGCCGAGUGAGCCGGCGUACAGCUUCCGGGUCAUGUGGCCAGCAUGACUAAGCCACUUCUGGCGAACCAGAGCAGCACACGGAAACUCUGUUUACCUUCCCACCAGAGUGGUACCUAUUUAUCUACUUGCACUCUGACGUGCUUUCAAGGGUUAAACCACAGAGCCUAGGACUUGCCGAUCAUAAGGUCAGCAGUUCAAAUCCCUGCAACGGGGUGAGCUCACAUUGCUCGGUCCCUGCUCCUGCCAACCUAGCCUCACUUUAGAGGUACUUUUAAAAGGCCAUGUGCGGAACUUUAUAGCUGAGGCCCAAACUAAUGGAAACAUACAAUUACAUGGGUCUUUCUUUUGCCUUUCAAUUAUUUUUUUCAACCAAAGCAUUCUGAGGAAGGCAGGGAUUUGAAGGCAGGCUGCUUCCUCUUUUCCUCUCUGCUUAUUUUUCUGUUCCAGAUUUCCAAAUACCGGCCAUGUUUUUCUCCACACCAUACAUUUAACGCAGAUGGCUUCUUCCUAAUAAGCCUGGGAACUGUAGUUCACCCUUUCCAGCGCUGCAAUCCACAACACCCAUGAUUCUUUAAGGAAAGCCAUUUGCUUUAAAUAUAUGGUGUGUGUAGAUGUUUCAUGUCUGCUUUGGAUCUAAGCCAAGUCUGGCGCUGGCCUGCACUUUGCCUGCUACAUCACACUAGUUCUUUCCAUUCCACCUUAUCUCUGCAUGUGCAGUGCAGGAUUCAGAAAUGCAUUAAAUGCUCUACCAAAUCAUCUGGACUGUACAAAGCAAAAGGAGUAUCUGAUGCAGUGGCUUUAGUAAAAACAACAUGUGUUAAGGGGGAUUUUAAAAUACUACAUGGCAAUGCAGUGCAAAUGGAUUUUGAUAUUGUCAUUUCAUUAUUCUUGUAGCUCCAGCUGAUGAUGAUCACUGGAGUAAAAGCAUAUUAUUGUUUUAUUUAAAAUAUCUACUUUUUAAAAACUUUUAUUAUUAAAAGGUAUACAAUGCAAUAUAGACAAUGGGCUUUUUAUGCAAGUCAUAUAAUCAAUUUAUUUAACUAAUUCCAGACUCUAAUAUUAGAAAUAUCUGAAAUUUAAAACCAGCCAUUUAUGGGCAGCAAGGCUAUUAAGUGAGCUUAUCUUAAACCAAGAGAGUUAAGGUGGUACUAGAUGUAAUUUCUUUAUAAAUCAUUUGCUGAACAGCAGCUUAAAUGCAUUCUAAUUAAGCGGUAUAUAAAUCGUCAAAACAAAAACAGAAUUAAGAUGACCCGAGUCUGUUUAAUAUGUUAUGAUGGGGAGGUAAGCCAAAUCAAGGAGAACAUCAUAGAUUCCCCAAAAGAAGCCAGGAGAUUUGGAAGACAAGUGAGAAUUCUAUUAAACAGCUUAGCUUGACUAAACUUUGGUUCCUAGAUUUGAACUGAUAAGCAUCUCCGACAACAAGAUAGCAUUUUUUAAAAACAACUGUGAUAUGCCGGUUUUGACCAGUUUCAUUAUGCAGUGCAGACCCUUCAACUCAUGCAUUGUCUUUGCCAAGUCCUAUGAGAGCUUAAAAAUGUUUCAGUGGUGUUUAAUAAUAUUUUUCUUAAAUUUGAGAGUUACUGCUCCAUUGAAGAGCUUAGGGGUUAAAAGGUAUGGUAUUUUGAAAUAGUUCUUAUGAUCUAUAAUUACCUAUGUAUAUUCCUAAGCACUUUUGUUUUUUGUUUUUUUUAUUCUAGGGGAAUUGAGUUUAGAAGAGUUCAUCAGCGGAGUGGAAAGCGAUGAAAAUCUCCUGGAAAUGAUUUCAAAGAGCUUUGACCUUUCCAAUGUACUGAAAAUUAUACAAAGUGGGCGAAGACACAGCGUCUGA